This is a messenger RNA of Coregonus clupeaformis (lake whitefish), 1694 nucleotides long. RefSeq names its product forkhead box protein G1-like. The record is from RefSeq and is a predicted model, not a curated record. Gene Ontology annotation, cellular component: nucleus. NCBI's taxonomy places the organism in Eukaryota, Metazoa, Chordata, Actinopteri, Salmoniformes, Salmonidae. Bases 17 to 1162 code for a protein of 381 amino acids. The transcript has a single exon. Gene Ontology annotation, molecular function: sequence-specific double-stranded DNA binding; DNA-binding transcription factor activity. Gene Ontology annotation, biological process: regulation of transcription by RNA polymerase II.
UCGACGAGAGGGAGUGAUGAGUGAAGAGGGCACCGCGCUGGAUGGGACCAUUUCCCGAUGCUCCAAGCCCCUUUCCAGAAAACACAUUUAUUCGGGGCCAUCUGCUAGGCCUAAAGAAGUUUGUGCUCAAGAUGGAAAAUAUGAUUUACAUAGAGACAUAAACUGUGAUAAUAAAGAAUACUCAGUCCAAGAGGACAAACGAGUCUCCAGAAAUGGCAAAAGGGAAGACGGAGAAGAUACCGAGAGAGUCGGAGAGGUGAAGACAUAUGGAGGAGUAGAGGGGAAAGCCAAACCGGAGAAACCUCCUUUCAGCUAUAACGCACUGAUCAUGAUGGCUAUUCGCCAGAGCCCGGAGCGAAGGCUUACCCUCAACGGCAUUUACGAGUUCAUCAUGGGCAACUUCCCUUACUAUCGAGAAAACAGACAAGGAUGGCAGAAUUCAAUCCGACAUAACCUAAGUUUGAACAAGUGCUUUGUCAAAGUACCUCGCCAUUAUGAUGACCCAGGCAAAGGCAACUACUGGAUGCUUGACCCUUCAAGCGAGGACAUGUUCAUAGGUGGCACAACUGGUAAACUCCGGCGCCGUUCCACGGCGGGCACCCGGGCAAAGCUGGCAAUAAAACGGGAUGCCCGUUUUACCUCCACCACUGCCGCCAGGCUGGCGUUCACUGGGUCAUUUUAUUGGCCGGUGCCACCGUUUCUAAACUUUCAACAUCCUGCGCACUCACACCUGGGCACAGGGUCAUAUGUAGGGCCCCAUCACUCCAACUAUGCCACCUCGAUCCUUUCUCAACGGUCACACCACAUGAGUGCCAUAAAUGCUGGGGCAGACCGACUCUUCCAAACAAACCAAGAGUCGUCUUAUUUUGGCAUGGGUGCAGGCGCGCAGUACUGUCGCCAUCACCAAAUGAGCGCAGCCACAACAUUCGCCUCUUCGUCGUUGCCAUGCACUUUGUCUCUCCCUAACCCUUGUUGCUUUAACCUGCUCUCCGGACAAGCGAGUUCUUUUUACUCUCAUCACCAGGUACCCCACCCGGCGACGUUCAAUGCAUGGUGCCAGGAGGAGUACCCCUCAUCCAAGGCAUCUCCAGCCGGACACAUUUACUCCGGAAAGAAUGGACCAUCGGAUUGUCUUGGGGAGUUUGUGCACGGAGUUCCCUAAUUAUUUUCCCCCAAGCAGCCCCACGAGCUCCCUCAACACCAAUCUUUCUUGGGAUGCAGGGAAAUGACCACAUUUAAUUCUCUAUUUAAAUUAAAAGCGUCUGUUUCUCUUUAUGGAUUGUGUCUUUCUAAUAUCUACCAAUGCUGCGAAAUUGAUUCAAAUAAUUGUGAGUUUGUUAUUUCCCAAAUAGGCCUAUCUGUCUUUGAAAAAAUAAAAAUAAAUAAUCAUCCGUUUUUAAAUAAUCGCCAAUCACGGGUGAAUGUGCAAUUUCCAUCGAAACGUAUCACUAAAAACGCCACUCACCAUUUCACAUUUUUUCAGUGCAAUAACCUAUAAUAAAGUUGUAUUCUUUCACGAAUAGUUAAUGGUCAAUAUUUGUGGUGUACUCAGUAAUUUAAAAAAGUGUAUUUUCCUUUAAUAACAUUUCGUUAAUAUUUUAUUUGGUAUUUUAGUAGGCUACUAACUAUACAUCACAAGAUGAGAGAUGCAGUAAGAUAGUUUCAUAAAGAUGAAUGAUGUCGUAAAAAAUAAC